UUUGUGUAAUGAAGGUUCCUUUAAAACGGAUUGUCUAGAGGAUCUGCAGAUAUCACAGUGGCUGGAAGGAGGGAAGGAGGGAAUCUAGCUGUCCUCAACACAAGGUCGUGGUCCCAGUGCAGACUGAAGCAGGGUGAAUGAUGUAUGGACUGCUGUGUGAGUCUCUGCAUGACUUCAUCAAGGAGUCGUAUGGAGAUGAUGUGUGGAAACUGGUCAGAGAGAGGGCCGAUGUCAGGCUACACUCCUUUGUCACCCACCAGGUGUACAGUGAAAGUGUCAUCCCGCGUAUUGCUAAGGCAGCCAGCGGAGUGACAGGAACCCCCUACAACGAGCUCAUGAACUCCUGGGGAGUCUAUUUCCUGGGCUUCGUAGGGAAGUACGGUUACGACAGGAUCCUCAAGGUGUUGGGUCGUCACGUGCGUGACUUUGUGAAUGGGCUGGAUAACCUCCAUGAGUACCUGCGCUUCAGCUACCCCAAGGUCCAGCCCCCUACCUUCUUCUGUCAGGAGGAAUCAGCUACCGGAGUCACCCUCCACUACAGGAGUAAGCGUAAGGGUUACCUCCACUACGCCAUGGGCCAGCUGAGACAGAUGGGGAAACAGUUCUAUGACACGGAUAUCCACGUGGAGGUGCUGUCGGAACAACUGGUGGGAGACUACUCACACGUCACCAUGAGGCUGAACUUUGACAACUCCGCCUACCGUUACAUCAUGAAGGAGGACGAGGAGGAGCAGGAGAUUCUGCCCAUCACCAGCGACUUCUUCUUCGAAGUCUUCCCCUUCAACAUCGUUUUCAGACAGGACAUGGUGGUGCACAACGUGGGCUCUGGCCUGGCCACAGUCUUCCCUGACCUGGAUGGGAAAAAGAUCAAUGAUGCCUUCCUGCUGGCGCGCCCCCUGGUGGAGUUUACCUGGAACAUGAUCAUCUCCCACCCCAACAACCUGUUUGAGAUAAUGUCCAAGGAGCCAGUGAAGAGAGAGAGGAACCUUCAUAACAGAGUCCAAAAUUCGGACUAUGAGAAUGCUAACCGUACAGCUGAUGUAGACGUGGAGCUCAUGGCCUUCCAGUCCAUCAUCGGCGAUGACUACAAAGGUCACGAUCCUUUAGAACGGUGUUUCUCAAUCCUGGUCCCAGGGAUCCAAAGGGAUGGCAACAGUGCUAAUGCUAUGGAGAGCUGGGGUGAUGGCAGUCGAUGUCUGAAACUGAAGGGACAGAUGAGAUACAUGCCUGAGUGGGAGUCCAUCAUCUUUCUGGGAACCCCUGUGAUGGAGAGUCUGAGUGCCAUGUUUAAAACCGGGCUCUAUAUCAACGACCUGAGUAUGCAUGACUCCAGUAGAGACCUGGUACUGGCAGGAACCCAGCAGUCAGAGGAACUCAAGAGAGCUCUCAUACAGGAACAGAAGAAGUCCAGUAAACUGGAGGAGAGUAUGAAGAUGCUAGACUAUGAGAUGAAGAAGACAGAUGAUCUGCUCUACAGGAUGAUCCCUAAACCCGUGGCCAAGAGACUACGCAAGGGAGAGCCUGCCGUCAACACCUGUGAGGUGUUUCCAGACGUGACCAUCCUGUUCAGUGAUGUGGUGGGCUUCACCCGUAUCUGCAGCCACAUCACGCCCAUGCAGGUGGUCUCCAUGCUCAACACCAUGUACACACUCUUCGACACACUCAGCGAGAAGCACCGUGUCUUCAAGGUUGAGACCAUAGGUGAUGCAUACAUGGUGGUGGCGGGGGCUCCAGAGAAGACUAAAUACCACGCCCACAACAUCUGCGACAUGGCCCUGGACAUGGUGCGCUCCAUAGACCACCUCAAAGACCCCUCCAAUGGCAACAACAUACAGAUCAGAGUGGGGAUCCACUCUGGCAUGGUGGUGGCCGGGGUGGUGGGCCAUAAGAUGCCACGCUACGGUCUUCAUGGCGACACAGUCCACACCGCAUCAGCCAUGGAGAGCAACGGCAAGGAGAUGCACAUCCAGCUCAGCAGCGCUACCUAUGAGCACCUGAAGGGAAGUCACUUCAUCUUCGAAAGGAGAGGCACUAUCACCAUCAAGGGUAAUGUAGAGAUAGAGACAUACUGGCUGAAGGGAAAGAGGGAUAAGGAUGGGAACGCCCAGGCUGCCUGUCCCCAGUUUGAGACCCAGACCAUCAGCAAGGCCAUCAGUAAGGCCACUAUCUCAGCCCCUGAAACCAGCGGAGACCAAGACAGACUGGUGUUCCCGUCGGUGGCAAGGGAGGAUGAGGAUGAUGUGAAGUCCAUACGCUCCCACCGUAUCAAGAUGGAUAUCUCGGGCCAUCACUCCCUGGUGGAGUCUCUGGAGGAAUGCCGUGCUGAGGAGAUGUCUGUCAGCAAGGUGAGAAGGUCUCACUAUAAGGAUGCCCUCCACCAUAACAACGGUCUACAGGACCGUCACAUUGAGCUAGACUCUCCAGAGUUUGACGUGCAUAAUUCCAUCAUGGCAUCUCCAGACGGCUCCAUUGACUCCCACUGCUCAGAGAAGAGCGCCAUGUGCUCCGUGUCGUGAACCCUUAGUCACCAUGGCGAUAUAGGCCACUUAGGGCGAAGGCUCAAGCUGUGGCUGUGUAUAAAUAAUGAUAGUUAUACUAUAACUUUCUUGAAAAAAAUGAUGCUUUUCUAUAGUUGUUUCAUUUGUUACAAAACGCUGAAGGCUCGGGUAACAUUUAAACAUGGACAUUGUUUUGUUGCAGGGCGCUGUUGUGUCUUAUUUGUCCAAUGUGUCCAUGUUAUGGCAAUCUACAGUAUGUGCGAUUAAAGUAGUCCAGGCUAAUUUGUGAUAACGCCAGAAAUGUUUUAUCUGUAUAAAGAUUAGUCACAUAUGUUUAAUAAUAUCCUGUUGACCUGACAUAAAAGAGAAUGUAUAUGAUUCCUACAUAUUGAAUAGAGCACAUGUGGUUACUUUGUAUCACAUACUAAAUGUAUUCUGGCUUUCACUGUUAGCUUCCGCUGCACUGCGUGAGUUCACUCCGCUGUGUUAGCCUUUCUCACGCAUAGCCUACUGCACAACAGCACGGAACAACAUGUCACCGCUGUGGAAAUAAAACAAGGUGACAACAUA
Messenger RNA from Salvelinus fontinalis (brook trout), 3068 nucleotides. Its product is annotated as soluble guanylate cyclase 88E-like. Gene Ontology annotation, cellular component: guanylate cyclase complex, soluble. The coding region runs from base 138 to 2516 and encodes 792 amino acids. The record is from RefSeq and is a predicted model, not a curated record. Lineage: Eukaryota; Metazoa; Chordata; Actinopteri; Salmoniformes; Salmonidae. The transcript is spliced from 19 exons. Gene Ontology annotation, biological process: nitric oxide-cGMP-mediated signaling; cGMP biosynthetic process; response to oxygen levels. Gene Ontology annotation, molecular function: heme binding; oxygen sensor activity; guanylate cyclase activity.